Messenger RNA from Porites evermanni, 3170 nucleotides. NCBI's taxonomy places the organism in Eukaryota, Metazoa, Cnidaria, Anthozoa, Scleractinia, Poritidae. The record is from the annotation of a GenBank genome assembly.
GUGGCCAGAAGUUACUGCCUCCUGCUCUCUCUACUUGUAUUAACAAGCUCCACUUCCGGAAAUCCUUUAUCCAGGGGUGACGGAUCUGAGUCUAAGAAGGUAAGCUCUUCCUUUACUUUGCAUUAUAUUUCCUGCUCCCUCCCCUCUUCUUUUCUUUCAUUUAGGAACCUUCUGGAUUUGGAUAUGGUCUCUUCUUAAUAAUAAUAAUAAUAAUAACAUUAAUAAUAGUACAUGUAAUCAUAAAAUCACACUAACCAUUAAGUUCCUAUAGCGGGGUUUUGCUGCAUUUUCAAAAAAAGACCAUUGAAAGAUGUAUUCUCAGAUAAGAGCAAAAAGAACUGCGUUACAAUUUGAACUGGCUGUUCGUCACCCUCAUUCACCUGAACUACUGUACUGACAUUUUAAUUCUUGCUUGUCUAACGCAGGUCGUGGAUUUUAAUAUUCACGUUACUGAAUCGGGAGAAGAGUACAACGAAACGAUUGAAGUGGAUACACAGAAGCAAACAGAGGUGUUUAAAGUUCCUGCUCACCCCGGUGUGGAUCGCAGUGAUAUCAUGCAUGACUUUAAACAGGUAAUUAUAAGCUUCACAACAUUGUUGGAUGUUACAUGUUGCGUCAGUUUGCACACCCUGUUGCAUGUUGUUGCGCGUUGUUACAGAAAGUUUGACACCGGUGAAACUUUUAGCGGAGCUCUAGCGCGCGCAGCGGGGAACCGUGGGGAAGAAAAUCUGGUUACUAUGCAUCCAAGAAAUUUUUGUUCUGACAAAACGCACUUACGUUCAUCCCUUCAUGUAAUCUGGUCCGGUCGUGAGCGUUUAGAUUUCAUUUCCUGCGCUAAUGGCACAUAGAAUCGAUAAUGAAAAGAGAAAUUAGUUCACCAGUUAAUUUUUCUACUUAUCUUUGAUAAAUUGUUUUUUUUUUUUAUACUUUUUUUUCUUCCUUUUUUUCUGAAUCUUCUUUGCAGAAUUUAACAAUGUUGGAAAUUCCGGACAAAGGGUUUUGCAUUUUAUUGCCUCUUCCAAAAGAUUUGCUUGCCCCGAAUAAACCCAUUGGAGAUCUUAAAAAAGCCCCCCGGGCCAGAAAAUAAUUUUUUUCAAUUCUACUUUUCUUUUCCUUUCAAGAAAGCUCCCUAAUUUUCAUACUCUUUUUCUGAAUCUUACUUGCAGAAAUUAACCAUGAUGAGAAUUCCGGACAAAGGGAUUUGCUAUCUGAUGCCUCUUCCAAAAGAUUUGUCUGCCCCAGAUAAACUCAUUGGAGAUCUUGAAAAAGCCUCCCAGGUCAGAAAAUUAUUUAUUUCCAUGUCUACUCUCUGUUCCUCUCAAGAAAGCGUCCUUAAGCUUAAAAGGGACAAAGUCAGCUGAUGCAUAUGCGCAUUAAAUACUAUUUCUUACCUCAUUUGCUAGCGCUUAAUACAAGAUGCGCGAUUCAUGCUGUUUUUAACAUAAAAACAUUCAUAGGAUGAGCAUAUCACUAUUGAAUGACAAUGUGAACUGCGAAAAUUCAAAUUUAAAUGAAGAUAUGAUCAUCGCAGUGGCAAUUGCAAUUUAAGCAAUUGCAAAUCAGUAAAAAUUAAUUUGCAACUGCAUGCUUAAAUUGCAAUUCUUACCACUGCGACGAUCAUAUCUUUAUUUAAAUAUUUGUGUUUCCGCACUGAGUUCACAUCAUCAUUCUAUGUUUCAUUUCUUUUCACGGGUUAAGAUGAACUCAAGAAACUGGCCUGCUCUUUAUGCAUGGGUCUUCAUAGCUCAAUUAGUAUAGCACUGCAGCGCCAAUGCGGAGGCCAUGGGUUCAAAUCCCGUUGAAGUCCCGAAAAUGUUUUCGGGUUUAUUUGCAAUUGCUUAAAUUGCAAUUACCACUGCAACGAUCAUAUCUUCAUUUAAAUUUGUAUUAUUAACUUUACUGACUUAAGACUUCUGACCUCCACGAUACAUGUAGCCGGACAUUAACUUAACGAUCAUUCAAUCCACCAGGGAGUUAUCGACAAGGGAAAGCGUAUUGACAGCACAUGGAUGGUGAAUGGAGAACUCACUGAGCGUUCAUUUCUCAGCGACGAUCUACAGCAAUUUUGCACUGACUUUCCAAUAUACCUAUUGAAAGAGUCACGAGACUCUUUGGCAGUCAUCGGCAUCCAAGAAGCGGGUAAGAACCUAAAACUCUAGUCCUAGAGACAUGCAUGCGCGUCGCGCGAGCAUACCGUUGUUGUGCUAGUCUUCCGCGCCUCUUACCCCACGAGGAACUAGUAAUUAAUCCAUGGCGAUUCUCAGGGUAAGUUUACAUGGAGGUGGGGGGCCCCAAGGUAGGUGAGGUAACCCACUUAGGUGCAUGGGGUAAACCUGCCUGUCCAUAUAAUCAUUUUAAUUUGAGAACGUUUGCAUGAUAGGCGGGGUGACCAUAUGAGAGAUUAUAUGGACAGGCGGGUUACCCCAUCUAAGCAGGUCACCUUAACUACCUCGGCUCUCCCAAUUCCAUGUAAACACUGAAGCCUUUAAUGGCUGAACGCCUGACCCGAAGUAUUUUAUCCUAUCCAGUUUAUUGACUCACCAAUUUAUUCGGUACAGUUGUAAUAUUUUUGAAGUUAUCAGGUUUGUAGCGUAAAGGGGCUGUGACACGGCUUCAAAGUUAAAGUUGCUAAUAUUGCAAAUUACGCUUUCUUAUGGGCUACUGAGCUUAACGUUGGCGAAGAAACAACUUGUAAAUGACAAAAACAUAGCUUUUUUCCCAAAAUAUGCCUCUCAAGCAUUAUAUUAAACGUUACAAACAACAACAAAAAACUUUGAAAAACUGUUAGGCUAAAAAGUUUUGAAAGACCCAUAAUUUCACUCCUUUUCAAUCUUCUUCAACUUUAUCUAUCCGCGUCCACUUCUAUAUUUGCUGUGUUAUUCAUACUUUCUUUUAAUGCUUUGAUCUUUUGUUUUAUGUUUCACUCCAUGUGGCGACAAUUCGUAAAAAUAUUUACGCGACACAGCUCUAAACACAGCUCCACACAAUAUCAAAAAAGAUUUUUUUUUUCUUUCGCAGAAAUUCCAAACCGACUGCGGAGACAAGCUAUACCCUACGUAGGCAAAAUAUGCGAUGGCGGCAUGGACUACGACACAGCUCUUCGUUAUUGUGACAAACCAGAUUUGAAAUGCAAAGUGGCCACCAGAACGUGCUACAAGUGGGUGACAUGU